CAGUUUAAAAAACAGAACAGCCAUUCUCUCUCAGCUACGGAGCAAAACCUCAAUGGGGAAAGAAAGAAAGAGGCAAGAGGAAGUGACAACACAUGUCUCACAAGUUUUUGAGAUAGAAAGUGCCAGAAACCAAGGGCGUAGCCUGUAAAUCGCUUGACGGAUUUUGGAACCACAACCAUAGAAGAAUGGCAGCGUGGGACCUGUCAAUCACUGUAGAGGAACUGGGACCAGAGGCCCCGCCUCUUAAAAUCAGUGUCACCUCAGAUCUGCAUAUUGGCGGAGUCAUCCUCAAAGUUGUGGAAAAGUCACAAUUAAAGAAGGAUUGGUCCGAUCAUGCUCUGUGGUGGGAACAGAAGCAGCAGUGGUUGUUGAAGCCGUCCUGGACGCUGGAUAAAUGUGGGAUUCAUGCAGAUGCCCGACUCUGCCUCACGCCCCAGCACAAGCCCCUGCGGCUGGGUUUGCCCAAUGGCACCACGCUACGGCUGAGAGCCUGCUUCUCCAGCCCUGUGUUCCGUACUGUCAUGGGCAUCUGCAAACUUCUGAAUAUUCGCCAUCCAGAGGAACUAUCCCUCCUUUGGCCAGUGGAAGCGAAGAAGAAAAAGAAAGAUAAAGGUGUUGAGGAAGAGGUGUAUGACAUCACAUGCGCACCACUUCCUUCAAGCACAAUCCUGAAGCUUGGCAGUGGCAUGCCUGCUUUCUUUGCUGAGUCACCUGAAUCUGAGGCUGUGUACAAGACGCUGUCCGUCAGUCAGCCUGUACCAGCACCAGAAAACAUUGCGAAGAUGUACAGGUCGACAACUAUAGUGGAGAAAGCACAAGUUAACAGCAGGUGGUUGGACUCGUCCCGUUCACUUCUGAAACAAGGGAUCAAAGAAAAUGACAAACUCCUUCUGCGCUUCAAAUACUACACCUUUCAUGACAUCAUACCACAGAGUGACGCGGUGCGUCUGACACAGCUGUACGAGCAGGCGAGAUGGGCCAUUCUGCUGGAGGAGAUUGAAUGCACAGAGGAGGAGAUGAUGGUCUUUGCUGCUUUACAGUACCACAUUGGGAAAGUGUCGCUGACGGAGCAGUUUGUGGAUUCAUGUCCUGCUAUGGAAGAUUUAGAUUUGGCUCUUCAGUGUCUGGAGGUGAAGAUGGAUGGAGAGAGCAGUGCUGAUGACAUGCUGCAAACAAUGACAGCACCAGAACUACACGACUACCUGAAAAUAUUCAGGCCAAAGAGGCUCACCCUGAAAGGAUAUAAACAAUUCUGGUUUACUUUUAAGGAUACAACCCUCUCCUACUACAAGAGUAAAGAGGAGAGCUGUAAAGAGCCGAUUCAACAGAUUAACCUUAAAGGUUGUGAAGUAGCCCCUGAUGUGAGUGUUGCCGAGCAGAAGUUUUGUAUCAGGCUGCUGAUCCCGGGACCGGAGGGAAUGAAUGAGGCCUACCUGCGCUGUGAGCAGGAACAGCAGUACAGCCAAUGGAUGGCAGCAUGUCGCUUGGCCUCGAAAGGCAAGACUUUAGUAGACAGCUCAUUCUCCAAUGAGGUGCAGAGUAUCCAAUCAUUCCUGGCCAUGCAGAAAACCUCACCUUGUAAUAAAACAGCUCAGACUGAUGACAGCAUUAAUACACACAGUCUUGUCUCUCCACGAUACCAGAAGAAGUACAAACCCAAGCAGCUCACAACGAGGAUCCUGGAAGCCUAUCAGAAUGUAGCUCAGCUCUCAUUAACAGAUGCUAUUCAGAGGUUUCUUCAGAUCUGGCAGGCUCUGCCUGAUUUUGGGCUCUCCUAUAUUGUGGUCAGGUUUAAGGGUUGCCGCAAGGAUGAGGUGCUUGGCAUCGCCAAUAAUCGUUUAAUCCGAAUUGACCUGGGUGUGGGAGACGUAGUGAAAACCUGGAGAUAUAACACCAUGAGGCAAUGGAAUGUCAACUGGGACAUCAAACAGGUUGCCAUUGAGUUUGAUGGGAACAUAAAUAUCGCCUUUAGCUGUGUGACAGCAGAUUGUAAGAUUGUCCAUGAGUACAUCGGCGGGUACAUCUUCAUGUCCACAAGAAGUCGAGACCAGAGUGACACCCUGAAUGAAGAGCUGUUCCACAAACUGACAGGAGGCCAUGAAGCUUUGUGAGAAGAAAGAAAGUUUGUACACUUAUGGACUGCCCCAAAAAUUAGAUCUGCUAAACAGAGAGAGAGAGAGAGAGAGAGAGAGAGAGAGAGAGAGAGAGAGAGAAAAAUGGUAAUUAAAGUCUAUGUGAAAUAGUUGAAUGAAUGGAAUUUUCCUUCCUGUGUUGACGUAUUUCUAUUGAAGGAGGUUGUGCAUUAUAUUUUGAAUGGAUUUUCCUUUUUUUAUACAGCCAGUAAUGUUCAGUCACAGUGCAGCAAAACCAUGAUUUGCUCCUUGUUAUUGCUUCUAAGCAUUUUAGUGGACAAAAAUGUGUAUACUCCCCUACAUACAAGAUGAACAAUAUUUUUAGUCCUUUUUUGCCAGAAAAGAAAGACUGUAAAUUUUGAAUGUGUAUAUCUGCAAAUUAGUUUUUUGUUUUUGUUUAUUUUUCAACUUGAAUGAGUACACUAGCUUAAAGAUGGCAUAAAAGCUAACAUACAUGAACUAAAAGCAGAAAAAUCUGGAUUUCAUGGGGUCUUUAAUAACCUAGAAAGUGUCAAAACACAUUAAGAUAUGACCAGCUGACUUUCAUGUGCUUCAUCUGAAAAACAACACUAUUGUGUCUUGUGUCAGGAUUGUAAGACUUUUAAAUGCUGAGGUUUUUAAAUCUGUGAUAUUCAGCAGUGUGUGGAAUGUCUCUUUCUUUCUCUUUAGCUUUAAUAGUUCUCAUUUUAGGUUAUUUUCAGUGUUAACACCAACACAAAUACAUUUAUAAUCCCCCCACCCCAUCUUGUAGUUAUUAAAUUUCACUUUCAAA
Molecule: messenger RNA, 2904 nt
Organism: Myxocyprinus asiaticus (Chinese sucker)
Lineage: Eukaryota; Metazoa; Chordata; Actinopteri; Cypriniformes; Catostomidae
Product: fermitin family homolog 3-like
Exons: 15
Coding region: 186-2111 (641 amino acids)
Biological process (GO): cell-matrix adhesion; integrin-mediated signaling pathway; leukocyte cell-cell adhesion
Cellular component (GO): cell-substrate junction
Molecular function (GO): integrin binding
Source: RefSeq, a predicted model, not a curated record